Xyrichtys novacula (pearly razorfish) is the source of this 1851-nucleotide messenger RNA. The record is from the annotation of a GenBank genome assembly. Lineage: Eukaryota; Metazoa; Chordata; Actinopteri; Labriformes; Labridae.
AUGGAGAGCUUGUACAAGCGCAAAAUGUUCGCGUCCAUGCGGAAAACCAAAGUGGACGCGUCAAAGAAGCGGCAGAUCGGCCUACCCGCCUCUAUCUUGGACGACAGUGACGAAGGCUCGUUCUCCUCCUCCUCCUCCUCCUCUGGAUCCCAAUCCGACUUCCAGAGCUCCCCGGAGGAGGACAGCGAGCAGGAGGACAGGGACCGCAGCGACUCCGGGGCGUCUUCCAGCGAUGACAGCCGCUCGGUGACCCGCAGGAAGCGCUCGUUUCUGGGAGGCGACGACAGCUCCUCCUCGUACAGUCCCGGGGAAGAGGAGGACGACGAGGACAAGGGGGACCGGAGCCAUCCCAAGAGAAUGGUGCAGCCCAAGAAGAGGAGCAGGUUGCAGCGGCAGGACGACUCCGAUUCGGAUCGUGCGGAGGAGAAGCGAAGAGAGGAGGCGGAGAAGGUGAAGAAGAGGCAGAGACAUAACAAACUGCUGGCGCUGUCCCGGAGGAUGAAGGCCCGGGUCCCGAACCGGAGGAGGAACCGCAUCAAGCAGGUACAUGUCCAGGUCCGACCCUCAUGACUUAUUCAACAUUUCAGCCCUUUAGUAAGUCAGAAAACUAUAUACAAGGGCUUUUUUUGUCCUAAAUACUUAACGACAAUCAUUCGUAACCGUUAAUAGCAAUUGUUAUGCAGUGUAAUAAGCAGUGAGCAAUAACUCUUUGAAGAUAUGGUUUAUAAUGCAGAAAUCCCAAUGCAAAAGAAAAUACAGCUAGUCUGGGUUUAAUAGCAUCUCUUGAAUUACAUCUCUCAAAACUGUACCUGCUUACAAAGGUUCAUUAAGAUCUCAUUCCAUGUAUCACUAAAAAAGCUUCCAAGAUUCUGAAUUUGAAUAAAUUCUAAUUAUACUAAAAACAUGCUUAAGCAGUUGUGUGAAAUGUCAGACAGAAAUACCUAAAGAUUAGAAUUUUUUAUCAAUAUAAACUAGGGCUCGACCGAUAUAGAUUUUUUGGGGGUUGAUGCCGAUAACGAUCAUUAGGGGAGAAAAAAAAAUCCGAUUAUCGAUUAAUCGGCCGAUUUCUUGAUUUUUUUAUGAAGUUAUAAAAAAUACAUAUUGUAUAUAUACAGUAUACUUCAUACUGUAGAUAUACUGUAGGCUACUGUUCUUCCCGGCGACAGGGAGACCGACUGAUGAAACUCUGACCCGAAAAGCGUUUUCAACUACCCCCCCCCUGCCAUUCGGUGCCUCUGCAUCUUAACUCACGUUACUCAUUUCCGGUCCGUCUCAUAAGAGAAGUAGCUCGAUCACGUAAUGUGUACUGUUGUUUAUUCUACCAUUACUGACACGGCUAACAGUGUAACAAGGCUAAUAGCAGAUGCCCAACUCUAACUUUAGCUUGCAUAUUACAUGGUGCUUCACCGUUAACUCAGCGUGACAGAGACUAGCACAGCAGGGAACAUCGUGAAGUGGGUUGAACAAAAACUUGUUGACUUGUUGUGUACUUCACAAACUGGUUUAUUUACCGUUGAGGCCCUUUAACACCUUCAAUGUAACUGUGAUAUAACAGCAUGUUUGCUUAGAAAAGGUUUUUGUUGAAAACUACAGGGAAUUGAAAAGUGCAUCACAACCCUUUAGUCAAAGUUGACCUUGCGAUUCUACUUUCAGGGUGAAGGGGACGAGGAAGAGUCUAAAGAGGCUGAGAAUGAUGCUGAUGAAGAUGAGGUCAAAUCUGGAGGUAGAGAAGAAAAUGGAAACAAGAAGGAGGCUGCAGGAGAUGAUGAUGAAAGUGAAGAUGAAGAGAAAGACAAAGAUGAGGAAAAGGACGACGAGGAGGAUAAGGAAGAGGAGGAAGAACAGAAGUAA